This is a messenger RNA of Dalotia coriaria, 1504 nucleotides long. RefSeq names its product protein yippee-like 1. Bases 364 to 708 code for a protein of 114 amino acids. The record is from RefSeq and is a predicted model, not a curated record. Lineage: Eukaryota; Metazoa; Arthropoda; Insecta; Coleoptera; Staphylinidae. The transcript has 5 exons.
CGGCCGCGCAUCGCGCCAGUCUGAGCCAGCCCGUGCGCCCGCCUGCCAGCAGCAGCAGCGACCGACCGUCAGACACCACACAUCACGCAUUCGCCCGCGCGCACUCGGUGCGAGAAGUCGUCGGCCCGUCGUCCGCAUCAGCAGCGCAUCGCCGUCGCCGUCCUAGGUCCGCGCGCGCCAGGGUGUCCUACCGCCACUGUCGCCGCCGCCCGCGCUGUCCCAGAGCCCCUCGCGUCGAAAGUGCGCGCCCCACGGAGUGCCACCGCCGAGCGCCCCAGGAUAACGCCGUUUGACAUCAGGACAGCGCACGAAUGUUAGCCAAGGUGUGACGAGAACGUAUGGCCUGCCGUCGCGGCCACAACAAUGGUGAAGACGUUCCAGGCCUACCUCCCGCAAUGCCAUCGCACCUACUCGUGCAUCCACUGCCGGGCUCACCUCGCCAACCACGACGAGCUGAUAUCCAAAUCAUUCCAAGGCAGUCAAGGCCGAGCGUACCUCUUUAAUUCGGUGGUAAACGUGGGUUGCGGUCCUGCCGAAGAGCGCGUCUUGCUCACUGGGUUGCAUGCAGUCGCCGACAUUUACUGCGAGUGCUGUAAGACGACCCUAGGUUGGAAAUACGAACACGCGUUCGAGUCAAGCCAAAAGUACAAGGAAGGCAAAUUCAUCAUCGAGCUGGCGCAUAUGAUCAAGGAGAACGGAUGGGAAUGAUCGACGCGCCGGCUGUGAUCUCACGUCGUCGUCGUGCGAUGAACAAUCGAGUACAAGCGCUGCCGCCGCCGCCGGAGACGCUCGCCACGACCAAACGCGAGGCGUCCCCGUUGGCGCGCGCCGCCGGAGUGUGUACGAUUGGCAUUGUAAUUACUUAACAUUGAUAACACGAUAAUCAUUGGCGUGAAUGCGUGUUUGAGGUCCUUAAUAUAUGUGUAUUUGGGCGCGUGAACGAAUGCGAUUAUUGCUGGCGCGUGUUGUUGUUGUGUUGCAUCAGGAACGCACCGACGACCAUUCUGGCGAUGGCAACGCGGCCGAGCAAACGGGUGCAAAACAAUCAAAUUCACUAGGAAUUGAUAAGGCGAGCGAUGAAAUCGUUUCAACUUUGCUUAAACUAAUUCGGGAAACAAUGCGAGAUUGUCUCAAGACGCGCAGCGUGAAUGUUUUAAACAAAACGAAUACCAAACACAAAACUCUAUAAUGCAUUGUCCGCGAUCAGUUCGAAUGGUUCGAAUAGCGCGCGCGCGCGCGCAUACGCUUCCAUCGAAGCCUCUGAUUUCGAUUUUCAAAUUUGUAAAUAGCUCUCAAAAGCGAAAACAUGCUCCAGCUUCUUCCACACGAAGAUGAUGCGCAUGCGCAAAAUGAAUGCAGCAAAAGCGAAUGUAACAAACUGUGGUAUGAAACUGUGUUAAUCUAAACUUAUAUAUUGAAGCAAAAAAACAAAACAAACAAGCAAACAAGAAAAAUAAUGAAGAAGACGAAGAAGAAGUUAACAAGCAAACAAAACAAAAACAAA